GGCUUCGAUGUGUACAUUCCUGAGACCAGUGUUGAGGAAGUCUUGGAUGUGAUGGCGUCCGCGUGCACUGACCUAGCAAAGUUGCCUGAGCUCCGUGAUGUCAUUCUCGCCGUGAGCGGCGCGUGCAGGAGGCACAAAGCCUCGCAGUUCCUGACGUCUCAACUCCGCAUGAGCGGGCAGAUUUCCAUCCACGCAGGCAGCCAGCCUGUCCAGGCCGAGGCUCAGAACUUCUACCUUCAUGUUGGAGAUCACAAGGUGAGGAUGACGGAGGUGAAGACAGAGCUGGAGAAGGGCUUCGAUGUGUACAUUCCUGAGACCAGUGUUGAGGAAGUCUUGGAUGUGAUGGCGUCAGCGUGCACUGACCUAGCAGAGUUGCCUGAGCUCCGCGAUGUCAUUCUCGCCGUGAGCCGUGCUUGCAGGAAGCACAAAGCCUCACGUUUCCUGAUGUCUCAACUCCGCAUGAGCGGGCAGAUUUCCAUCCACGCAGGCAGCCAGCCUGUCCAGGCCAAGGCUCAGAAUUUCUACCUCCAUGUUGGAGAUCACAAGGUGAGGAUGACGGAGGUGAAGACAGAGCUGGAGAAGGGCUUCGAUGUGUACAUUCCUGAGACCAGUGUUGAGGAAGUCUUGGAUGUGAUGGCGUCUGCGUGCACUGACCUAGCAGAGUUGCCUGAGCUCCGUCAUGUCAUUCUCGCCGUGAGCGGCGCGUGCAGGAGGCACAAAGCCUCGCAGUUCCUGAUGUCUCAACUCCGCAUGAGCGGGCAGAUUUCCAUCCACGCAGGCAGCCAGCCUGUCCAGGCCGAGGCUCAGAAUUUCUACUUUCAUGUUGGAGAUCACAAGGUGAGGAUGACGGAGGUGAAGACAGAGCUGGAGAAGGGCUUCGAUGUGUACAUUCCUGAGACCAGUGUUGAGGAAGUCUGGGAGGUGAUGGCGUCAGCGUGCACUGACCUAGCAGAGUUGCCUGAGCUCCGCGAUGUCAUUCUCGCCGUGAGCGGCGCGUGCAGGAGGCACAAAGCCUCGCAGUUCCUGAUGUCUCAACUCCGCAUGAGCGGGCAAAUUUCCAUCCACGCAGGCAGCCAGCCUGUCCAGGCCAAGGCUCAGAAUUUCUACCUCCAUGUUGGAGAUCACAAG
Molecule: messenger RNA, 1128 nt
Organism: Durusdinium trenchii
Lineage: Eukaryota; Dinophyceae; Suessiales; Symbiodiniaceae
Source: the annotation of a GenBank genome assembly